AUGGCUCGUACUAAGCAGACUGCUCGUAAAAGCACUGGAGGAAAGGUUCCUCGUAAACAACUGGCUACCAAGGCCGCUCGUAAGAGUUCGCCCGCUGCUGGAGCUGUGAAGAAGCCCCAUCGUUAUCGCCCCGGAACUGUGGCUCUGCGUGAGAUCCGCAAGUAUCAGAAGAGCACUGAGCUUCUGAUCCGCAAGCUGCCUUUCCAGAGACUGGUGCGUGAGGUGGCUCAGGACUUCAAGAACGAUCUCCGUUUCCAGGGAUCUGCUGUGAUGGCUCUUCAGGAGGCUGCUGAGGCUUACCUGGUUUCUCUGUUCGAAGAUACCAACCUGUGCGCCAUCCACGCCAAGCGUGUGACGAUCAUGCCGAGAGAUAUGCAGCUGGCUCGUCGCAUCCGCAACGAAAAGUAAAGAAAGAAAGAAAAACAGUUAUUCUGGUAUUUGUCAAUACCAUCC
Molecule: messenger RNA, 453 nt
Organism: Blastocystis hominis
Lineage: Eukaryota; Bigyra; Opalinata; Blastocystidae
Product: Histone H3
Exons: 1
Coding region: 1-408 (135 amino acids)
Cellular component (GO): nucleosome
Molecular function (GO): protein heterodimerization activity; structural constituent of chromatin; DNA binding
Source: RefSeq, a predicted model, not a curated record